GAUUGCUUGCUCAAAACAUUUUGCAUAUAACUUACGGUUGUUCCAGCUCUGUGCCCUCUAUUUGACCGUGACUCCCCGUUAUAAGUCUUUUGUAUCUAUAUCGGCAAAUUCAAAUCUACUGUAUACUUCACUUAUACCACUUUUCAAAUAAGUGUGUACCUAAGCAUAGCAGUUCUCAGUCAAAAUGCGGCAGACAGGGUUCUUCCAUCACAUUGGCUCGUUUCUGCUAUUAGCGGCUACGGUGCUGCUGAUUAUCACCGAUAUCUCAGCUCCUGUAGUGAACAGCAUUUCGAUGUUGAGAGUUAACCUCGAUGACCGCAAUACAUCACCAGGCGGCCCACCAGCUGUGACAUUCGGCACCUUCGGCUACUGCGUGAAGGACACUACGGCUUCCGGCCAGGACUUCUGCAGCCGGUCGCAUGUCGGCUAUGACCCAGCCACCAUCGUCCAGAAUAAUGUGCAGAAUGUGGACUUCUCGGACUAUGCGGCAGACACGUCUAAAGGCUUGACGCGCGUUAUGAUCUUGCACCCGAUCGCGACGGGACUGGCAUUCAUCUCAUUCCUUUUAGCGCUCGGUGCUGGGAUCGUCGGUGGCCUACUCGCAUCGCUGUUCUCGCUGCUCACCUUCAUCGUCACUCUUGUCGCGCUUGUUUGCGACUUUGUAUCGUUCGGUAUUAUCCGGUCUGAGGUCAAUAGCUCUGGUAACGGUAGCCACGCCGAGUGGGGUGCCGCGUCUUGGACUAUCCUCGUCUCUGCCAUCUGCAGCUUCCUCGCUACGUUUAUAGUCUUCUUUACAUGCUGCAGCGCCCGAAUGCAUAAACGCCGAGAUACCCGUUCCGGCGCCAAGGACGUUCCCGAGGGCUAUGGCGCCCCGGCACGUCGGAGGCGAUGGUGGUAAAUCAUAUUGGACUAUUCCGGAUCAUAUUAGAUGAUCCUGCUACAACGACAAACACAGACUCCGAUCGACUAAAAUCUGCAAAGCUUAACGACGAACUACGAUAAAAAGAAAAUGAACGAAGCGAAAGCGAAAGCGAAAGCGAAAGCGAAAGCGAAAGCGAAAGCGAAAGCGAAAGCGAAAACAUGAGACAAUUCUUGAUUUUCCGAUUAAUGAGAGCAAAUGUUGGCAAUUACGAAGAA
Molecule: messenger RNA, 1137 nt
Organism: Daldinia loculata
Lineage: Eukaryota; Fungi; Ascomycota; Sordariomycetes; Xylariales; Hypoxylaceae
Product: pali-domain-containing protein
Exons: 2
Coding region: 185-898 (237 amino acids)
Cellular component (GO): cell division site; plasma membrane; growing cell tip
Source: RefSeq, a predicted model, not a curated record